AUGAGAUCAUCUUUCUUGACAAGUGAAGAUAUACCAGUUGGUUAUCAUAAACCACCAUUUCCUUCACUGUAUUGGCCAAUAUCAAGUAAGAAGUAUCACGUAUCUUAUCUGUAUGAUACAAAGACCAUUUGGGAGUUUACAGUAUAUUGGAGUGUGAUUCUCAAUGGAGGGUUCUAUCUAAUAAGUGGCUUGAUGGCAAGUUACACACAUCGCAAGAGAGCUGGUGGUUUAUGGAUAAUGGUGAUUUAUCUUUUCAUAGGUUGUGCACAAGGUGUCGUCUUUGGAACAGUUACAGGAUAUCUAGUUAGUCAAAUUUACAUAUCAGGUCUGUUUGCAAUGUCAACGUGGAUCCCACUAUGUUGUGCAAUUACACAAGUGUUGUUUGAUCUAUGUAGCAGCUUUUCACUUGGUGGUAUGGUCAUGUAA
Messenger RNA from Vanderwaltozyma polyspora DSM 70294, 426 nucleotides. It is a transcript of the gene MAY24, whose product is annotated as May24p. Lineage: Eukaryota; Fungi; Ascomycota; Saccharomycetes; Saccharomycetales; Saccharomycetaceae. The transcript is spliced from 2 exons. The record is from RefSeq and is a predicted model, not a curated record. The coding region runs from base 1 to 426 and encodes 141 amino acids.